AUGAAGCACAUCCCGGUCCUCGAGGACGGGCCCUGGAAGACCGUGUGCGUGAAGGAGCUGAACGGCCUCAGGAAGCUCAAACGCAAAGGCAAAGAGCCGGCGCGGCGCGCGAACGGCUAUAAAACUUUCCGAUUGGACUUGGAGGCGCCCAAGCCCGCCGCCGCCGUCGCCGUCGCCGCCACCGCCACCGCCACCAACGGGCUGCGGGACAGGACCCAGCGGCUGCAACCCGUCCCCGUCUUAGCCCCGGUGCCAGCCGCUGUGGCGCCGGCCGUUCCCCCAGGUGGAGGCGCGGACGCAGCCGGGGAGCGCAGGGGCGCCCGCGCGCCGGAGGUCUCGGAAGCGCGGAAACGCGGCUUCGCUCUGGGCGCAGUGGGACCGGGACUCCCUACGCCACCGCCGCCGCCACCGCCUCCUCCAGCACCCCUAGGCCAGGCACCCGGAGGUUCCGAGGUCCCAUCUUUCCGCGAACCUGUCCUGCGUCCCCGCAUCUUGCUUUGCGCGCCGCCGGCACGCCCCGCGCCCCCUGCACCCCCGGAGCCCUCCGUGCGCCCCGCGCCCCCCACGCGCCCCGGGGAAAGUUCCUACUCGUCAAUUUCACACGUAAUUUACAAUAACCACCCGGAUGCCUCAUCGUCGCCUAGGAAACGGCCGGGUGAAGCGACCUCAACCUCCUCGGAGAUCAAAGCCCUACAGCAGACCCGCAGACUCCUUGCGAACGCCAGGGAGCGGACGCGGGUGCACACCAUCAGCGCAGCCUUCGAGGCGCUCAGGAAGCAGGUGCCAUGCUACUCCUACGGGCAGAAGCUAUCCAAGUUGGCCAUCCUGAGGAUCGCCUGUAACUACAUCCUGUCCCUGGCGCGGCUGGCUGACCUGGACUACAGCGCAGACCAUAGCAACCUUAGCUUCUCCGAGUGUGUGCAGCGCUGCACCCGCACCCUGCAGGCUGAGGGACGCGCCAAGAAACGCAAGGUGGGCUAG
Messenger RNA from Ochotona curzoniae (black-lipped pika), 981 nucleotides. RefSeq names its product atonal bHLH transcription factor 8 (gene ATOH8). The transcript has 3 exons. Gene Ontology annotation, molecular function: DNA-binding transcription factor activity; protein dimerization activity. Lineage: Eukaryota; Metazoa; Chordata; Mammalia; Lagomorpha; Ochotonidae. The record is from RefSeq and is a predicted model, not a curated record. Bases 1 to 981 code for a protein of 326 amino acids.